UCAUAACAACUUGAACUCUCUAUCAAACAAUUCUUUUAAUACACAAAAACGUACACAUCAAGAACUGGUCUUGCCUCUUGUCAAAUACCAAUGCUAAUUAAGCUUUCAUCUUCUUCAAAGGUUCAUUCAUCUUCAACUUUCUCUAUCUUUACAAAAUGACAGUAAAAUCAUUUCAUUGAAAAUAAUUGCAUGCAAGUUUGCAACAGAUCAUACACUUCCUUUGUAACUUUGAUCCCUCCUUCAGAUAUUAAUUAAGAGAUACAGCAAGGCCAGUACUAUGUUAGGCCUAUUUUUUUGCCAUAAUAAGGUGGGACUUUAACUUCCAAAUCAACUUAUGUUUGACUAAAUAUAAUUUUUGUUAGGAGAAAAAAGGUCAAUUGAAGCAUGUAUAUGGCAGAUACUUACUCCGGACAGAGUUACGAAAAGUACUUCCACGACUCACAAACCGAAGAACUGAUAGAACCGUCUAGUUCCAACAUCUCUACAAGUUCAAUUCAUCCAGAUAGUGCUUCUUCUUACCAGCUAAUAGGUAGUUCAGGAGCUUCAUUGGUUGCUUCUUCUGAUUUCGUAACAGAUUUGAUUAUGGAAAAUCCAAGCGUGGUUUCAAUUGAAGUUGAUGGUGUAAUGAGAUCAAAACUAGAAGCAUUGGAGAGGGCAUUACUUGAUGAUAGUGACAUUGAGGUGGAAGAGGAAUAUGCGAAUUUUCAAAGCAUGGAAAUUGAUCCUAACAUUAUCGAUUGGGCUGAUCCUGAUCCAAUUCAGAAUAUGCUUCUCCGUGACUCGCCAAAGGAGUAUUCAUCUUCAGAUUCCAAUAUUAGCAGCAUCAGCAGAGAAAUACCAAAAAUUUCUAGGACCCCUAAGCAAUUACUAUAUGAAUGUGCUACCGCAAUUUCAGAAGGAAAUGAAGAGGGAGCAUCGUUGAUGAUAAACGUUCUCCGGCAGAUGGUCACAAUUCAAGGAGAGCCUUCUCAAAGAAUUGCAGCCUAUAUGGUGGAGGGGCUUGCAGCUCGCCUUGCUGAAUCCGGAAAAAGUAUUUAUAGAGCUCUAAAAUGUAAGGAACCUCCUUCUUUGGACCGUUUAGCAGCGAUGCAGAUACUUUUUGAGGUCUGUCCGUGUUUUAAAUUCGGGUUUAUUGCUGCUAACAAUGCAAUUUCCGAAGCAGUUAAAGAUGAAAUGAUGAUUCAUAUAAUAGAUUUUGACAUCAAUCAAGGAAGUCAGUAUAUGAAUCUUAUUCAAACACUUGCUUCGAGGUCUAUUAAGCCAUCCCAUGUUAGAUUGACUGGCAUUGAUGAUUCUGAGUCCGUGCAGCGAUCCCUUGGAGGACUAAAGAUCAUAGGACAAAGACUUGAACAACUAGCACAAACAGUUGGUUUGUCAUUUGAAUUUCGAGCAGUCGCAUCAAGGACUUCAAUUGUCACAUCAUCGAUGCUUAAUUGUCGUCAUGGAGAAGCUCUUGUGGUGAACUUUGCAUUCCAGCUUCAUCAUAUGCCUGAUGAGAGUGUUUCAACAGUAAACGAACGAGACCAACUUCUUCGUUUGGUAAAGGGUUUGAAUCCGAAGCUUGUAACAGUCGUGGAGCAAGAUGUAAACACCAAUACUACUCCUUUCUUGCAAAGAUUUGUUGAAGCUUACAAUUACUAUUCGGCUGUGUUUGAGUCGCUUGAUGUUACUCUUCCUAGAGAGAGUCAGGAUAGAAUGAAUGUUGAGAGGCAAUGCUUAGCGAGGGACAUUGUUAAUACAGUUGCGUGUGAAGGCGAGGAUCGGAUAGAACGGUACGAAGUCGCAGGAAAAUGGAGAGCUAGGAUGACAAUGGCUGGCUUCAUUUCAUCUCCAAUGAGUACUAACGCAAGCGAUGAAAUACGAAAACUCGUUAAGGCGUAUUGUGAUAGGUACAAGAUAAAGGAGGAAAAGGGUGCACUUCAUUUUGGUUGGGAAGACAAAAACUUGAUUGUUGCUUCAGCAUGGAGAUGACCAAGAUAAUUCAUACUCUAGUAUUUGAUGAUGUAGUGUUUUGCUUCCUCAUUCCAUAGUUCUGUACACUCAUUCUGAUCUUUGUAUUGUAGUGUUAUGUUUAGGCUUUCUAGUUUAAUAUUCCAACCUUAUGUACGCUACAUCCCGUUAUUUAAGGUAUUGUCCUCUUUUAAGUCUCAUAUGAGUCUUCACGGUUUUGCCUAUAGUUAAAAUGUGCAUCAGUGGGUUGAGAAGAGUACGUGUUUAUAAACUACUAUUAGCAGUCAACAAGCCA
This is a messenger RNA of Trifolium pratense (red clover), 2245 nucleotides long. Its product is annotated as scarecrow-like protein 1. The transcript has 3 exons. Gene Ontology annotation, cellular component: nucleus. Gene Ontology annotation, molecular function: DNA-binding transcription factor activity; sequence-specific DNA binding. The coding region runs from base 385 to 1971 and encodes 528 amino acids. NCBI's taxonomy places the organism in Eukaryota, Viridiplantae, Streptophyta, Magnoliopsida, Fabales, Fabaceae. The record is from RefSeq and is a predicted model, not a curated record. Gene Ontology annotation, biological process: regulation of DNA-templated transcription.